AUGGAUGUUUUGUAUCUCUUUGUGCGCGCGGCUAUCGGCUAUUCGCUGGCUUUUGUGAAGGUGAAGACGUUGGAGAAAGACUUAAGACAAAUGCUGCAAGGCAGGAAGCGCUGUGUUGACACUGAAGCCAAGGAACGAGAUGAAGAUGACCCACAACAGGCCGUGGGGGUAGCUGAGCUGAAGGAGCGAAUCAAGCGAGCUGUAGAGACACACAAGAGCUGCACAACCUCCAUGUCGGCCACCUAUGCGCGUCUGGUUCUUCACUGCAGCAACUACGAGAACCACAAAGAGGACGAGCGCUUUUUCGAAUGUGUUUAUUUCUUCGUGUGCUCUGUGGUGAAGCUUGGAGUGGUGGCGGAUUACUGGCGACCAAUUGAAGAAGAGCUGGGAUUUCUCUUUCGUGGAGCUCAGUUCAGCGCCAACAUCAAGUUGCACGCGACGACAGCCUAUCAAGCUUCGACUUCAAACUCGGAGCCCCAGGACACUUCAACCUCGUCUUCACAUUCCGGUGCAAGAUCGCUUCUUGCUGGUACAGGAACAGGAGGAGGCACCCCCGUCUUCGAGAUACCCAAGUCACGUAUCUCGCAUUUCGCUCCGUCUGUGCCGGUACGUCGCAUUGUCGCCGAGUUACAAGCAACGAAGAAUCGCGCAGCUCGCAAUAUGGAGCUCUCCCAGGCUCUGCGUGAUCGCAUUCGCACGCAACGCAGUGAAGACCGUCGACGACUACUUGAAGCGGCCAUUAGUCCGCGACAGAGUAUAGUAGCUGACACGUUGGACGCCCAGCCCUCGCAUCUCCAGAAAGAUCACAUAUACCACGCGUUCACCGGCGCUGAACCAUCUUCUUCCAACAACCGAGGAACGCGUGAAGCUUGCGCUCAAGUGCGUGUGCUAUGGUUUCGAGUUGGCAGUGACUGGACACUUGUGCUAACUUCAAUGUUCUUGUCUUGA
Molecule: messenger RNA, 948 nt
Organism: Phytophthora infestans T30-4
Lineage: Eukaryota; Oomycota; Peronosporomycetes; Peronosporales; Peronosporaceae
Exons: 4
Coding region: 1-948 (315 amino acids)
Source: RefSeq, a predicted model, not a curated record